AUGCAAAGCUUGCUACGAUCGCUUCGUAAUACCAAAAAAGCACCACUACUACGUAGCUUUCACAUAAGCUUGCCUCGACCCAAAGAUCCAAAUCUUCACAAAUUCUCCACACCUCUUUGGAAAUCCAUCACCGAUAAUGUCGGCUCGGAGGAGUUGAGCUCCUUCCAUAACAUGGUGCAGCCCAUUGUUCCAAGCGAUCAGUUUGUUUCAUGUACGACGUUUGAUGCUGGCGGCAACGUCACUGGUGUAUCGAAGAGGUACCCUAAAAUGACCUUUCUUAAAGAGAAUAACUUAUUUCCAAGAGAUCUCCGAAAGGUCGAUACAUCGGCCAUUGACGUCGUACCAUCGAUUAUGGUGAGGCCGGGAAAAGCCAUUAUUGUCAACUUGCUACACAUUAAGGCAAUCAUUCAGAAGGAUAACGUGAAAGUGUUCGACACUGCAGACCCGAAGUUGGCGUCCAAGUUGGGGAUCUUCAUGUAUGACUUGGAGAUGAAGCUCAAGGGACCCGGCACUACACCGUACGAAUUCAAAGCAUUGGAGAGUAUUUUAAUUUCGGUACUCAGCUAUCUCGAGGCAGAGCUUCACGCGCAAAAAGCAAGCUGUGGGUUAAUUUUGCUGGAACUUGAAGACCACAUAAGCAGAGAAAACGUUCAACAAUUGCUCAUCAAGCUGAAGACUCUUACAAGCUUUUUUCAAAGAGCAACGUUAAUAAGAGAUGUUCUUGAAACACUUCUUGAGAACGACGAGGACAUGACAGGAAUGUAUUUGACAACCCAACAGGAGUACUUUGCUCCCAGUGCCAAUAACCAACAGGAGAACCCUGUCAAUAACUUCUCCGAUGUGGAGAUGAUCCUUGAAACAUACUACACCCAUUGCGACGAGGUUGUCCAGCAGGCUGGCUCGUUGAUAUCCGACAUCAAAGCAACAGAGGAAAUUGCUGAUAUUAUUUUAGACGCUAAUAGAAACUCCUUAAUGUUGUUUGAAUUGAAGGUGACCAUCUAUACCUUGGGAUUUACGGUUGCAACAUUGGUACCGGCAUUUUACGGUAUGAACUUGAAGAACUAUAUGGAAGAAUCAAUCUAUGGAUUUGGUGCCGUUGUGGUUAUAUCUAUCAUACAAGGAAUUCUCUUCACCGCAUGGAAUUUCAAGCGGUUGCACAGAGUACAAAAACUCACCAUGAUGGACCACUCACCUGUGCAUCAAGUGAUCAAACCAACUUACUAUAAAUCAUGGUGGAUGAGGAAGAGGUGGUGGCGAAAAUUGAUGUUUGGUGACCAAACAAAAUAUCAUCGCCCUACGAAUAAGGAACGCGAUGUCAUAUGGAGAAUGUUGAGCGACGACAAACUCUCCAAAUAA
Candidozyma auris is the source of this 1356-nucleotide messenger RNA. RefSeq names its product Mrs2p (gene MRS2). Gene Ontology annotation, biological process: mitochondrial magnesium ion transmembrane transport. Bases 1 to 1356 code for a protein of 451 amino acids. The record is from RefSeq and is a predicted model, not a curated record. Gene Ontology annotation, cellular component: mitochondrial inner membrane. The transcript has a single exon. Gene Ontology annotation, molecular function: magnesium ion transmembrane transporter activity. Lineage: Eukaryota; Fungi; Ascomycota; Pichiomycetes; Serinales; Metschnikowiaceae.